Molecule: messenger RNA, 1727 nt
Organism: Paramecium pentaurelia
Lineage: Eukaryota; Ciliophora; Oligohymenophorea; Peniculida; Parameciidae
Source: the annotation of a GenBank genome assembly
AUGGGAGGAGCCUAAUCUAAUAGUUAAAGAUCAUUACUUAGUUGUUUAAAAUUUCUAAUAGAGGACAUAGAACUAUAAGCAGAUGUGAAAUUACUGAACUAUUUAAGAUAAAUUUUCAUAAAGUUUCCAUUUAACUUUGAAAAAAACAGGUAAUUAUAUUUACAAUAAUUUAUAGAAAGAAAGUGAUAAAUAUUCUUAGUAAAUCUAUUCCAUUAUAAAUUACGUAAUUUGAAGACGUUUUACUCAAUUACUUAAGUUCAAGUUUUUAAUGUUAAUUAAUUGCUAAAAAAUCUUAUAAUAAAUAUAAUUAAAUAGAAAUUUAGAAAAUAGAUUCAGAAUUUGUCAGGAAUUUUAGAUUAAUGAAUUUUGAUAAUUUGAAAUCAAAUUAUGAAGGUGAAUAUGAAAAUUCAUUAAUAUUGCUAUUUUAAGGACUUAAAAGUUAUUGCAAUUUAGCAAAUUAAAUUAUCAAAGAACUCAAAAAUAAUAUUUUAGUUUAAAGUUAGGUUUAUGCAUUGAUUUGGGAACACUUUUAAAAUCAUUUGAUUAAAUUUUCUAAGGAUCCAUAUUAUGAUUUAAAUCCAAUCAAUAAAUAUUUUGAUGAAAAAUUCUAUAAAUUAUCUCCAGAAUUAAAAAUUGAAAUAAUUGGAGGUAAAUUAUGGGGAUGCAUGGUUUAAUAAUUAGAUAUUAACUUUAUACUUGAUGAAUUUAAAAUUGCAAGAAGAUCUAAUAAUUAAUCAGAUAUUUAAUUUCAUAAAUUAUUUAAUGCAAUAAUUGAUAUAAAUAUUGAUGUUGCUAAUUUAUAAUGGAUUGGUAAAAGUGACUUUUAAUUUUCAGAUUAACUUAAAGAUAUUAUUUAAUUUAUUCAAAAAGAUUCAUAGGAUUUAAUGAAUAAUCUAUAUUUUGAAUCAAAAGGUAAUUUGUUAGUGUUUAUUGAAAAAUGGGAAAAAGAUAACAAUUUUCUUAAAUCUUCAAUACCAUUGUGGAUUUGUGAAAAUUAUUUUGAUUGUUUAUUUUUUGAAUAUUGUGAAGAAAAAAUAAAAGAAAAUUUUAAAUUGCUUUCAUAAGUAGAAUAAAACAAACUUAUUGAAUAAUACUAAAAUUAAGAAUCUAAAUAAAAUGCAAUGUGUAUUGAGUAAGAUUUUUAAUACUAGUUUAAUUCAAAAUUGUUUUAAUUUGAUGAUUUCUUAUAAUAAAACUCAGAAUAAAUCUUACUUAAAAUGAUAAAAUUAUUGAAAGAAUAAGAAUAAUUAAGUAGUAUAAUGUUAAUAAGUGAAAGUACAUAAUAAGGAGGAAGUGCUGCAAUAAAUUAUCAAGAUAUUUCUAAUUCUUUAUUUGAAGAAAGUUAAAAAUAAGAAUAAAUAAAUUAAAAAGUUUAGAGUAUUAUUUCAUUUUAACCUCCACUAUCAAAUAUUCUGAUAGAAUAAGAGGAUGAAAUAUUAAGAAUAUGCAAAAAAUAUGAUUAUAUCAAGAAUAUUAUUUUAUCAAGCAUUUAAUAAAGAGAUAAUAAUAUAAUGUUUAGAAACAGAGGAUUAAAUUCUAUUUCAAAAGAAUUACUUGACUUUUUCAGUUUCAAUAAACCAAUAAAUGAAAAUUAUACUAUAGAAAUCAUCAAUUAUCUAGCUAAAUUAAAAUUAAAAGAAAAAUCAUUCGAAAGUAGUGCAGUAAAUAGCAAUUUAGAAUUUUUUAAAGGAUCCAUGGCAGCAGAUUUACUGUCUUUCGACAAAUGA